AUGGCCGUCACAGCGAACGAAACUAUCAGUAACGCAAAAACCAAAGCUGAAACCGACGUCCAUGGUCAGGUCUUUGACCCUGGAGAAAUAGCUUACGUCCCGACCACUGGAGUCCGCAAACUAUUCGAAACGCCCCUUGUCCUGGCAACGUCCGAGUCCGUCAAAGGAUAUGGGGAAAUCGUCGAUGUGCCCGAGAAGCAUCGCAUUGAGAUCGUGCGUUGGCCGGCUCAAGGAUGGCGGGCGGUGGAUGCCAAUUCAGGAGACCAGGGAGGUCUAACUGAAGGACUCUUUGAGUUCUGGUGGAAAGGCGACACGCUCUAUGCGCGCAAUAAUGCUGUUGGGGAUAGCUAUCUUUUUGCCUGGAGCCAGUAUCCUGAAGAGGCUGCGACCACCGGUCCAGCGCGACCUCGUGAACGGGCGAUGAUCUGGCGAGCGAACUACCAUCCAGACGGCGGCCAGUUAUUUUUCCCCAUUGAUGGCCAGAGUUUCGUCGUCCCCCUUGCUCUGCCAGGCGACGAUGUAACGCCGGACAAGUUUGUCGCAUUUCGCUGUGACGGAGGCAAGGGACUAUACAUCCACCCAAACAUUUGGCACGGCGCUGUUGUGCCGCUCGAGGACAACGCCCGGUUCAUCGAUCGGCAAGGCCGUGUACACGCCCGCGUGUCUGUGGACUUCGCGAAGGAGUUUGGAGGAUAUCUGUCUGUGCCAUUACGGUCUGCCGAGUAG
Molecule: messenger RNA, 726 nt
Organism: Fonsecaea nubica
Lineage: Eukaryota; Fungi; Ascomycota; Eurotiomycetes; Chaetothyriales; Herpotrichiellaceae
Exons: 1
Coding region: 1-726 (241 amino acids)
Biological process (GO): allantoin catabolic process
Molecular function (GO): ureidoglycolate lyase activity; ureidoglycolate hydrolase activity
Source: RefSeq, a predicted model, not a curated record